Molecule: messenger RNA, 264 nt
Organism: Penicillium samsonianum
Lineage: Eukaryota; Fungi; Ascomycota; Eurotiomycetes; Eurotiales; Aspergillaceae
Exons: 1
Coding region: 1-264 (87 amino acids)
Source: RefSeq, a predicted model, not a curated record
AUGAGCCUUCUACAGGCCUACAUCGCCCAGGCCCAGGGGACAGAUAGGACCCGAUCCGCUGCAGUACUGACCACUCUAUCCGGAUACAUCAACUUAACAAUGCAGAAUCUGACCGCAGCCCGCCGUCACCAGAGUGCCCUUUCACAACCCCUUGGCGCGCUGAAUGAAACCCAAACUCGCCUGGACCAAGCUCAGAUUGAGGCGAUCAAUGCUCUUCUGGCGCUCCUGAGCGAUCUCGUUACGCGCCCCAAUGCACCUGUCUGA